AUGAAUAUUGUUGUUGCUGACAUAUCCUUCAACCACAGUGAGUUACAGAGCAGUUACCAAACCCCGAGUGAGAAUCACAGCCAGUUACAGGAGGAGGUGAAGCAGCUCGAGGGCAAAAUUGAAAAGAAGUGGUGUCCUGAAGGAUGGAGGAGAUUUGGAUGCAGCUGUUACUUUAAAUCUAAUAAGAGGAACACUUGGCAUGGCAGCAGAGAUGACUGUCAACAGAAAGCAGCAGAUCUGGUGGUGAUCAACAACAAAGAGGAACAUAAGUUUGUCCUUGAGCUGAACAUGGAUAAAGAUUCCUGGAUCAGCCAGGAAGGAAAUAUGGAAUCAAACAAGCUGGAGAUGGGAAUGGGAAUGGGUGGACAGAUCACCGCAGACAGACACGUGAGACAUUUUGAAGGUUCACGAUUCCAUCAAAUGUUCUGGGCAACAGGAUUGCCACACGAUGACAGAAACAAUGUGGCUGCAACAUGUUGCAAUCAACAAGGACAAUGGACAGAAAGCAACUCUUAUGUUUAUAAGAGCUGGAUCUGUGAGAAAUGGAUCUCCUGGACUCUUUGA
Messenger RNA from Anarrhichthys ocellatus (wolf-eel), 564 nucleotides. RefSeq names its product CD209 antigen-like protein 2. NCBI's taxonomy places the organism in Eukaryota, Metazoa, Chordata, Actinopteri, Perciformes, Anarhichadidae. The coding region runs from base 1 to 564 and encodes 187 amino acids. The record is from RefSeq and is a predicted model, not a curated record. The transcript has 5 exons.